Molecule: messenger RNA, 2523 nt
Organism: Elgaria multicarinata webbii
Lineage: Eukaryota; Metazoa; Chordata; Lepidosauria; Squamata; Anguidae
Exons: 9
Coding region: 1-2523 (840 amino acids)
Biological process (GO): regulation of translational fidelity
Cellular component (GO): cytoplasm
Molecular function (GO): double-stranded RNA binding; nucleotidyltransferase activity; tRNA binding
Source: RefSeq, a predicted model, not a curated record
AUGGCAGCGGAUGGGACGCGCGGCGAGUCGCUGCACCAGUCCGUCGGGCUCCUGAGCGUCGCCGCCGGCUCUCUCUUACUCGCGGUCCACUUCUACAGCUCCACGAGGCUGACCCCUCUGCUCUCCAGCACGGCUCUGGGGGUUCUCCUGGUCCUUUUAUCACUUCUCGUGGGCUAUGCAGGGGUGCGGAAGAGCCUCCAAAAUGCCUCCCUGUUUGUGUCCCUCUGCCUGACCAUCUCGGCGCUCUGGUGCGGCUACGGAGUGAUCCAGAUUUUGGCCGGGCAAGAGGUCCUCCACGACGCUGCUGACUUGCGCAACGCAGCCGUGCCGGGACUGGUGGCCUUCUGUCUGGGGCUGCUCCUCAUUGGCCUGGUGGGCUUUAUCCAGAGAGACGUCCCCUUGGGCGUGGUGGCUUCCGCCAUCUCUCUCGCCUGUGCCCACGAAAUUGCUGCAUUCUACGAUGCCGCCUUUGGCUCUGCUGCCGUGGCUUGCAACUACCUGGUUGUCUGUCUUGUAGGCAGCUAUGUCGGGAUGGGCAGGUGCCUCUGCUUCCUCAGUAAAGAGACCGUCUAUCUGCCGGGCACUGACUUGGCAAAAAGAAAAGCCAAGAACAGCCAGAAUCUGGCCAGUGGUGCAGGCACAAAUGAUUUUACUCCGGUUGGCUUGAUCCUGAACAUGCUGGUGGCCAGCGUCUUUGGCUGCCGGAUCCUGGGGGUGACCAGGGAUCUCUUUGUAGGGCAGGUCCCCUGGCUCUGGGUGGGAGGGCUCUACCAACUCGGGGUCUCCAUCUCCUCCUAUCGCACUCUCGAUGCCCUGACUGCCACGUUCUUUGGCUUCACCGCCCUCCUGAAGUUUGGAGGAGGCUAUUCCCUCUUGAUCUUGCUCUGGUUGCCCAAGGAGCCUGUUUUCCCCAUUCCCUUCUGGGUGGCCUUUGCUGUCCUCCUUGCUGUUUUGGCACUUUUCAUCGCUAUCGGCAGCCUGGCUGAUGGCCUCUAUGUGCUCUUCUACAUGGCCUGGUGUAUUUCCCUAGCCUCCUACCCACAUGGCUUUUUUGCAGAUGGACCUCAGGGUGUGGCCGUGGCCGUUUUUGUGGCCUCGGCCCUCCUGACCUUCAUUCACCUUUACAACGGGAACGCCAGUGUCCAAAUCCCACGGGGGAAGCAAGCACUCCGGGCCUUGCUCUUGCGCCUCCGUGGUUGCAAGCUCUGGGAGGGGAAAGACCUCCAUGCCCCCUACCUGGGCUACUCAAAGUACGCCGAUGCCGAGGUGCUGGGCUACGCGUGCAGUGUGCUUGCUUCUUUUGCCAUCACUGUGGCAGCCGAGCCAAAGUCCCUGCUUGCUACAGUAGUCAUACCGUGGCUGGUGGUGGCUGGAGGGAUCUUGAAGCUUUUGUGUGGCUCCGUGGCCUUCUCCCGUGGCAAGACCUUGGAGAGCAGUGCCUUCACCCUCUACGGGUUCAUGUGGAUCAUCUGGGGCAUCGCUAGAUACGGAGGGCUUUAUAGCACUGCCCGGGGAUUCCAGGUUGCUGUGGGCAUCAUGUCUCUCCUGCUCUUCAACGCAUUCCUUGUCCUUUGCACCCUCUUCCUGAGCGUCUCCUGGUUUGUUUACUCCCUCACCUUUGAGCUCAUACUCAUUAGCUUCCUGCUAGAUGCUGUCGGUGUCAUCUCAGCCGGCUACGACAUUGUCGUCACCAUCAUCUUUGGCCUGGUUAGCUUCUACUGCUUCUUGUCUGCCCUGGUCAACAGCACCUUUGAAAGCCCCCAGCUGCCCACGGGACGCCCCAUUGUGAGGCUCAGCGGCUUCCGGGGAGGAAGCGCCAACUGCCUCCACCUGCCGGCCAGGAGAGCUGCUUCAGUCAAGCAAGUGGCAGAUAUAAUGAAGAUGGGAGGGGCCUGUGGGAUCCCCACAGACACGGUGUAUGUACUUGCUGCAGCCUGCAAUCGGCCUGAUGCUGUGGAGAAGGCUUACAACACAAAGCACCAGGCUCAAGACCGCCCCAUGUCCCUCUGGAUUUCAAGUCUGAAACAGCUGGAACCUGCCAAGCAUCUGUUCAGCCCCAUCCUCUGGGACUUCAUGGAUGCUGCGUGGCCAUCACCCAUCAGCUUGGUGGUUCCACGAGGGGAAUGGGUGGACUACCUGGGCAUGAAAGACUCUGCCAAGUACGUUGGCACAACUCAGAGCAUUGCCAUCCGCAUCCCAGAUUGCUCCGUUGCCACCCAUCUCAUUGACUUGGUGGGCCCCAUUACGGUCACAUCGGCCAAUCCUACAGGAGAAGCAGACACGACUCACCACAACCAGGUGUAUGCCAAGCUGGGAGACCAGGUGGAUGCAGUCCUGUGUGAUGGGCCUUCUCCAGAGAACAUUGCCUCAACCGUGGUGGACUGCACAAAGAUUGAGAGUGGGAACGUAGGAUUCUUCAGAGUUGGCAUUGUCCCCAAAUCUCAGGUCCUACAGAUACUGGAGCAAGUCCAGAGAAAAUACCUGCCAGGCCAACAACGCCAUGAUCAUGGAGAGCAAGACUGA